GUUCACUGUACUUCCACACAGUGCACGCUCAGGAGGGCGAGCCAAGAUGAGAGAUGUUAACGUUUAUAACGUCGCUCGCGCCUUUCCUCGAAUGAGUUGGUCACCCAAAAACCUGUACAAUCUCUGGCAGCGUUCCCUGGGUCCAAAAAAACAUCAACUCGUUUUCAAAGACACUCAACAAACUCUUUUCCAGCAAAGAUGGAAGUCAAAAGCAGCCAUACGUGCUUACCACGGCGAUUAUAUCGCAGAAAAGUUGUUCAAGCGUUGGUACCUUCCCGACAACAUCCCCGACGUACGACCUCGGAAAGCAAUAAUGGGAGACGACAAAUCCAUGCUUGACGAAUACGCCGGCAGGAAAAAGAAGGAGAAGGACUACGAGGAAGAUGAGACGCGCCGUGGAAUGGCCCCAGUCGGAAGUUUGGUUCUAGCAGAAGUGGAAAGACGAAUAGAUGUUGUCGUUUUCAGAUCUUGCUUCGCCCAUAGUAUUUACGAAGCUCGCCGACUUGUCGUUCAUGGUAACGUCUCACUCAACGGUAAACGACACACCAAUGCCAACACACGUCUGGCCCCUGGAGAUAUGAUCUCAGUUGAUCCCAGUGCUAUACGGUUCUUCCGGUCUUCAACCACAGGAUCUGUUGACGACGUCAACGCCAAUGAAAUGGAUAAAACUGACCUUACACCUUUCCACCUUCCACUAUAUGCUUCCCCGUGGCUUUUCGUGCCGGCAUAUAUUGAAACCAGUUUUGCGACAUGUUCAGCAAUCUACGUUCGCCAUCCUACCGCACGUCCAGGCUAUUCCGAAAUUCCAACACCCUAUGACGCUGAUGGAGAAGUUGUUCGAUUUGCUUGGGAGUGGUAUGUCAAGCGGCAGCCAAGGAUUCGAUCGCAGAAACGUCUGUCAAUGAGGCCAGAGGACCGGGCUUUCGAUGCUAGUGAGAUUGAUAUUGAGAAGGAGCGGAAGUAUUUGAGGAAAGCCGCUCGAAAACGCGCCGCUACGACAUCAGGAAUGAUUUUUUAGACGUAGCAUGUACAGUGUUCCCCCACUCCUUUGCACAGCCCCAGUCCUUUACACACUGCCUCAUAUCUCCCAAUACCUGUACAUCUACCCUUAGUGCUUGUAGUUGAGUAUAAAUGCAGUUGAUAUUAUUGUCGUGCCUCAUUCCUGAGCAGCC
Marasmius oreades (fairy-ring Marasmius) is the source of this 1172-nucleotide messenger RNA. RefSeq lists its product as uncharacterized. Gene Ontology annotation, cellular component: mitochondrial small ribosomal subunit. Gene Ontology annotation, biological process: positive regulation of translational fidelity. Gene Ontology annotation, molecular function: structural constituent of ribosome; rRNA binding. The record is from RefSeq and is a predicted model, not a curated record. Lineage: Eukaryota; Fungi; Basidiomycota; Agaricomycetes; Agaricales; Marasmiaceae. The transcript is spliced from 3 exons. The coding region runs from base 47 to 1018 and encodes 323 amino acids.